Molecule: messenger RNA, 987 nt
Organism: Nannizzia gypsea CBS 118893
Lineage: Eukaryota; Fungi; Ascomycota; Eurotiomycetes; Onygenales; Arthrodermataceae
Product: RING finger domain-containing protein
Exons: 2
Coding region: 1-987 (328 amino acids)
Molecular function (GO): zinc ion binding
Source: RefSeq, a predicted model, not a curated record
AUGGACUCGACUCCAUCAUGGCAAUGGCCAGAAGCUGCUAGUACCGCCAAUUUUCGACCAGAAAGUGAUACGGCCACUGCAGAGCCUGAGCAUGCGGAGACAAAUGGGCAGCCUGCGCCGGAACCCAAGACAUAUCCCAAUCGGACGUGCAGGAUAUGCCUCGAGAGCGUACCACCCACCACGCAUCUGCCGUCAGAUAGCUUCCCAAGCUUCCUACAAUCAAAAAUCCGAGUGACAUACGAGUCCUCGGACCCCGAGCUGGGACGUCUCCUUCGGCCCUGCAAGUGCAAAGGCUCGUCAAGAUACGUACAUGAGGGGUGUCUGAGGCUUUGGAGGAAUGCUGACCCCGCAUACGGGAGACGCAACUACUGGCAGUGUCCGACCUGCGGGUUUGAAUAUAGGCUGGAACGAAUGACAUGGGCAAAGUGGAUCAACAGCCGAGUUGCCCAGUUGACGCUCACUGCAGGAAUCCUGCUUUUCACCAUAUUUUUGCUUGGGUUCGUGGCGGACCCAAUUAUCAAUUUGUACCUAGAUCCUCUUGAUACCAUUACCGGUGACUUAUGGGACGAUGGUACGGAGAGGUUGCCGUUAGAGGAUACGAGUUCGACCUGGUUUGAACAUCUUAUGAAGGGACUUGCAUCGCUUGGGGUGCUCUCCUUUUUGAAAGUGGUGCUCGCUGCAUCGCCGUGGCAGUGGUGGAAUCUGCGCAACUCCGGACUCCUCGGCGGGUCAGGUCGGAGAUCAGCUAACACAGGGAGGAGCAGGGCUGCAUCGGUGAGCUGGAUAGUGCUUGCUAUUGGUGUAGCUACAUUUCUAUGGGGUGUCUAUAAAGGUGUCCGUGCUUGGAGUUGCCGAAUACUUGAAACGGCUGGACAGCGAGUCAUGGAUGUACCUCUGGAUGACGAUGAUGACGAGGACGAGGGCCAGGAUGAAAGCGAAAUACCAACGUCCUCGGCGCGUCAGCCGCAAUCUAGAAAGAACGAUUAA